This is a messenger RNA of Olea europaea var. sylvestris, 755 nucleotides long. Its product is annotated as HMG-Y-related protein A-like. NCBI's taxonomy places the organism in Eukaryota, Viridiplantae, Streptophyta, Magnoliopsida, Lamiales, Oleaceae. Bases 91 to 507 code for a protein of 138 amino acids. The transcript has 2 exons. Gene Ontology annotation, biological process: nucleosome assembly; chromosome condensation; negative regulation of DNA recombination. Gene Ontology annotation, molecular function: nucleosomal DNA binding; double-stranded DNA binding. Gene Ontology annotation, cellular component: nucleosome; chromatin; nucleus. The record is from RefSeq and is a predicted model, not a curated record.
GUAAUAAUUUAUCAAUAAGUUUUCCACUGUGCUCUUUGAACCUCAAGCAAGACCGUCCACGGCCACCAGUACUCUCAGAGAAAAGUUUCAAUGGCGACUGAAGAGGUCAGCAAACGUCCAGCAAUCCCUCCAUACCGACAGAUGAUUAUGGAAGCUUUGGAUUCAUUGAAACAAAAGGAGGGAGCAAACAAGACAUCAAUAUCGGAAUACUUAGAAUCCAAGUAUAAGGACUUGCCUGCUGCGCAUGUAAACUUGUUAUCAGCUCAUUUGACUACAAUGAAGGACAGUGGGGAGCUAUUAUUCAUCAAGAACAACUACCUGAGACCGGGAGCCGAAGCCCCACCGAAGCGUGGCCGAGGACGUCCAAGGAAGGACCCAAAUUCGUUACCUGAACCGAAGAAGCCAAAGCCAGCUGCCGGUCCUCAGGCUGUUUCAAAGACGGGAAGGCCAAGGGGAAGGCCGAGGAAGGUGAAGCCUCAGACUGCACCAAAUGGCUUGGAAGGUUAGUUGCUUUAGAUGUGCAACUGGUGUAGGUUUCUUAGAUUGUCUUUAACUGUCGGUUUUUUUUAAGGUUUAUGUUAUUUAGUAGGCGUCUUCCUUUGUUUUUCCCCUUUCUAUGAUGUUUGUUUGUGGUGUAGUUGUACUAGCUGCAUUAAUUUGGGGAGUACUUAAUGCUCGUCUGAACAUUAAGAGAUUGAUGCUAAUCUGGGGUUUGUUUCAAGUAUUUCUGUCUGUUGAGAUUGUCAUUUGUUAAA